Messenger RNA from Canariomyces notabilis, 987 nucleotides. RefSeq names its product Aldo/keto reductase. The coding region runs from base 1 to 987 and encodes 328 amino acids. Gene Ontology annotation, cellular component: cytoplasm. NCBI's taxonomy places the organism in Eukaryota, Fungi, Ascomycota, Sordariomycetes, Sordariales, Chaetomiaceae. The record is from RefSeq and is a predicted model, not a curated record. The transcript has 3 exons.
AUGCCUCAGAUCAACGGACAAGAAGUCGGCCGUACUGGCUAUGGCCUGAUGGGCUUCACCUGGCGCCCUAGCCCUCCUCCGCAGGAGCAGGCCUUCGAGGCUAUGCGUGCCGCCAUCCAAAACGGCAUGAUCUUUUGGAACGGCGGAGAGUUCUAUGGCACGGACGAGUACAACUCCAUGACCCUGCUCGACAGGUACUUCGAGAAGUAUCCCGAGGACGCCGACAAGGUCGUCCUCAGCAUCAAGGGCGCCUUCUGGAUGAGCCCCUAUCCCCACGCCGACGGCUCGCGGGAGGGGAUCCGGAAAUCCGUCGACAACGUGCUGAAGCAGCUCAACGGCCGUAAGAAGGUCGACAUCUUUGAGUGCGCUCGCCGCGACCCCAACACGCCCCUGGAGGUCACCUUUGCCGCUUUGCAAGAGUACAUCGACCAGGGCCUGAUAGGCGGCAUUUCGCUGAGCGAGGUGUCGGCAUCCACCAUCCACGAGGCCGUCAAGCACGCCAAGAUCUCGGCCGUCGAGGUCGAGCUCAGCCUCUUCACCCCUGACGUUCUCACCAACGGCGUGGCUGCCGCAUGUGCGCAGUACAACAUCCCGCUGGUGGCGUACGCGCCUCUCGGAUGGGGGAUCCUGACAGGCCAGUUCCGGAGCCAAGACGACGUGCCCGAGCACCUGCGGCAGUUUGAGCGCUUCUACCCGGAGAACUUCGACAACAACCUGCAGCUCUUCAACCUGGUCAACGACCUGGCCAAGAGGAAGGGCUGCACCCCGGCGCAGCUGGCGCUCUCGUGGGUGCGGUGCCUGUCGCGGCGACCGGGCAUGCCGAAAACCAUCAUCCCGAUCCCGGGGGCGACCACGGCCGCGCGCGUCAACGAGAACGCGCAGCAUUUUGAUCUGACCGACGCAGAGAUGGACCAGCUUGACGAGGUGCUUGCCAAAUUUGAGGCCAAAGGAGCCAGGUACGCCGCCGGUUACCCGACAAACACCUGA